Molecule: messenger RNA, 1044 nt
Organism: Aspergillus lentulus
Lineage: Eukaryota; Fungi; Ascomycota; Eurotiomycetes; Eurotiales; Aspergillaceae
Product: tetraketide alpha-pyrone reductase 2
Molecular function (GO): oxidoreductase activity, acting on the CH-OH group of donors, NAD or NADP as acceptor
Source: RefSeq, a predicted model, not a curated record
AUGCAAAAAUCGCUUGUUACAGGAGGCUCUGGCUUCAUUGCCCUUCACGUGAUAAAGUGUCUGCUCGAAAGGGGCGAUCUCGUCAAUACCACUGUCCGCAGCCUGAAGAACCUUUCGAAGUGCAAGCCCCUGCUUGAUAUGCAAAAGACGUAUCCAGGCAGGCUGAAACUGUUUGAAGCUGAUUUGAUGAAGGAUGGCUCUUUCCUGGAAGCGAUGGAGGACUGUGAGGUUGUCUACCACGUCGCCUCUCCGGUUUUAGUCCCACAACAAAUCAAAAACGGCAUGAAAGAAUGCGUCGAGCCUGCUCUUCAGGGCACCAAUAAUGUUCUACAGACUGUGAACAAGACCGAGACCGUUAAACGCGUCGUUUUAACGUCAUCCAUCGCGGCCAUGUACGGUGAUAGUUGGGAUAUCCUCAAGAUGAAGGGCAAGACAUUGUCUGAAGACUAUUGGAAUACGACAAGCACUGCCACCUACAGUCCUUAUAGCUAUUCCAAGCUAGUCGCUGAGCGUGAGGCGUGGAAAAUAUGUGACGCUCAGGAACGCUGGGACCUUGUGGUUAUCAACCCGGGCCUCGUCCUCGGCCCGUCACUCACCUCCGAAUCUGCAUCCGGUAGCUUGUUCAUGCUGGACGCUAUGUACAAGGGAGAAAAUCGCUCUGGUGUUCCGGAACUACACUACCCUGUGGCAGAUGUGCGGGAUGUGGCCGAGGCGCACAUCAAAGCAGGAAAAAGUCACUCUGCCAAGGGGAGGUAUAUCAUCGCCAGCGACCGCAGCAUUUGCUUGCUGGAUAUGGCAAAUUACGUGAGGGGAAUACAUCACAAGCCCGAAUCGUUGCCCACGCGCAAUCUUCCGAAACUUCUCGUCUUCGCCGCAGCACCCUUCAUCGGUCUGCCCAUGAAAUGGGUGUCACGAAACAUCGGCAUAUCCUACAAGGUCAACAACGGCAAGAGUAUCAGGGAGCUGGGGCUCUCAUACCGUCAAGCGGAGCAGCUGUUGAAAGAUCACUAUUUGUCGUGGCAAAGUCAGCGCGCUGGCAGGUGA